AUGAUUCUCAAGUACUUGGUUCUUAUGCUGCUUGCAGUUUCCUCAGUCGUUUCUCAGUAUCCUGUCGAAGAGCAGAGCGUCUUCGCCCAUUUUAUUGUUGGAAAUGCGGCGGCCAUGACACCCGCCCAAUGGGAGGGGGACAUCAUAGAGGCUCAGAAGGCUCAUAUUGAUGGCUUCGCAUUGAACAUCGCACCCCAGGACGACUACACUGAUAGAGUGCUCCAAGUCGCAUAUGAUGCCGCCGAGAGAGUGGGCAACUUUUCUCUGUUCCUCUCGUUCGACUACUUGUCCGGUGGACCAUGGCCCGCAGAUCGAGUGAUAAACAUCAUCAACGCAUUCAAGGAUAGACCUGCACAGUUUUACUUCAGGGACAAGCCGUUGGUGUCAACCUUCGAGGGCGUAGGCAACACGGGUGACUGGCCAAAUAUCAAGGCAGCAACUGGAUGCAUGUUCAUUCCGUGCUGGACGAGCCUGGGCCCAACGGGCAUCGUCGGUGUCUCAGACAUUAUUGACGGUGCUUUCAGCUGGGACGCCUGGCCCGUCGGAGCCCAGGACAAGGACACAGCCAGUGAUGAGGCAUGGAUGAACGCGCUUGCGGGGAAGCCGUAUAUGCUGCCCGUGGCCCCUUGGUUCUACACCAACCUCCCUCAGUGGCAUAAGAAUUGGCUAUGGCGCGGUGAUGACCUGUGGCAUUACCGCUGGCGCCAGAUCAUGGAUUUACAGCCGCCUAUUGUCCAGAUCCUCAGUUGGAACGACUAUGGAGAAGCACACUAUAUCGGACCGAUCCAUGAAGAGGGCGUGCCCGAGGGAGCUUUACGUUAUGUCUCCGGGCAUCCUCAUGACGCGUGGCGCACCUUCUUGCCUCACUACAUCGAUGCAUACAGACGGAACAGUCCAACAUGCCAGCAAAGCUCCUGCAGAUUUUCCACGCUUUCGAAAACUCAGUACCCCAUCUCGUUUGCGGAUAAGAUCGUGUACUGGUACCGUUUGAACCCCAGUGGCUCGGGUAGCGCCGAUGGAACCACUGGUAACAAUCCGGCCAUGGGCCAGCCCGCAAUGCCUCCCCAAGAAAUCGCUCAGGAUCGAGUCUUUGUCAGUGUCUUUGUGCCGGAGCCGAGCCAUGUAUACGUCCAGAUUGGGGAGAAUCCUCCGUCAGUCCUUAGGGCACAAGCUUCAGUUAUCAACCACUUUUCAGUGCCAUUUAACGGACAGACGGGUCGUGUGAAAUUUGCCAUUGUCCGUGACCACGAGGAAAAGGCAUCGGCCGUGGGACCAGCUAUCACGAACCGGUGUAGACAUAACAAGGUGGACUGGAACGCCUACGUGGGGUCGAGUGACUAG
This is a messenger RNA of Aspergillus lentulus, 1341 nucleotides long. RefSeq names its product glycoside hydrolase family 71 protein. Gene Ontology annotation, molecular function: glucan endo-1,3-alpha-glucosidase activity. NCBI's taxonomy places the organism in Eukaryota, Fungi, Ascomycota, Eurotiomycetes, Eurotiales, Aspergillaceae. The record is from RefSeq and is a predicted model, not a curated record.